AUGAGCGGUCAGAAUGGUAACGAUGCCAACGUGGAGGCCAGUUCACUGCUGUCAGCGGCCAAAGUGGGUGCUUUGAGUGGCACCGCGGGUUUGAUCUAUGGCGGAGCAGCCGGGGUGAUUCGGUCGCCCAAUCCAGUGGUGCACUCGAUCUCCCGUGGCAUCCACUGGUUUGCCUUUGGCUCGAGCUUCUGGUGGCUGCGGAGCAAUUUCAUCAAGCUUCAUUUCAAGGAUGAGCCGUCCCCGGCAGAACGGGCCUAUGUCAGUGCUCUCUCUGGAGGCAUCGCGGGCGGAGGUGUCACCCGGCUCAUGGGAGGCCGGCUGAUUCCUGGGGCCAUUAUUUUCUCCCUGCUUGGCUACUGUGGCCAGCACGCGUUUAACAAAGUCGAUACCUGGCAGAUGGAAAAUGCUCGGAACCCGUCCAAACCCCUUGCCCAGCGGAUGGCCGAGUCCAAAUGGAUUCCACUGCGGCAUCUGUCCGAUGAGGAGUAUCGCGGCAUUCUGAGUGAGAAGCUGCUGAGCAUUGAGGCGGAGAUAGCCCUCCUAGACGAGAGGAUUGAGCAGCUGGAGCAAUCCAGACCCGCGUCGACCGAUUCGCGAGGUGCAUGA
This is a messenger RNA of Penicillium lagena, 606 nucleotides long. RefSeq lists its product as uncharacterized. The transcript is spliced from 4 exons. The record is from RefSeq and is a predicted model, not a curated record. Bases 1 to 606 code for a protein of 201 amino acids. NCBI's taxonomy places the organism in Eukaryota, Fungi, Ascomycota, Eurotiomycetes, Eurotiales, Aspergillaceae.